Messenger RNA from Carlito syrichta (Philippine tarsier), 3517 nucleotides. It is a transcript of the gene SYNPO2L, whose product is annotated as synaptopodin 2 like. Bases 182 to 3118 code for a protein of 978 amino acids. Lineage: Eukaryota; Metazoa; Chordata; Mammalia; Primates; Tarsiidae. Gene Ontology annotation, molecular function: actin binding. The record is from RefSeq and is a predicted model, not a curated record. The transcript has 4 exons. Gene Ontology annotation, biological process: positive regulation of actin filament bundle assembly. Gene Ontology annotation, cellular component: nucleus; actin cytoskeleton; Z disc.
GUGUGCUGGACUGUACUGAUCCCAGGGUGAAGUUGCCUGCUUGUGGUGUGUGGUGGGGGGGGGAGGUGUAGGGCAGCAGGAGCAGGACAGCCGGACAGACAGGCCGGACGGGGUACCAGCACCUCAACUUCUUUCCCUGGAACACCGUCCAAACUCCGGGGUCCAUAGGCCAAGCUGAGUAAUGGGUGCUGAGGAGGAGGUGCUGGUCACACUAUCAGGGGGAGCGCCCUGGGGCUUCCGACUUCAGGGGGGGGCCGAGCAGAGGAAACCCUUACAGGUGUCCAAGAUCCGAAGACGGAGCCAAGCUGGUAGAGCAGGACUCCGUGAGAGGGACAAACUCUUAGCAAUCAAUGGAGUCUCUUGCACCAGCCUCUCUCAUGCCAGUGCUAUGAGCCUCAUCGAUGCCUCAGGGAAUCAGCUUAUCCUCACUGUGCAACGGUUAGCAGAUGAGGGGUCUGUGCGAUCUCCAUCCCCUGGUGAGCUUCAGGUGCUGUCACCUUUAUCUCCUCUGAGUCCUGAGCCCCCUGGUGCUCCAGUUCCCCAACCUCUUCAGCCUGGGAGCCUUCGCUCACCUCCUGACAGUGAGGCCUACUACGGAGAGACAGACAGUGAUGCUGAUGGCCCUGCCACCCAGGAGAAGCCCCGCCGACCCCGCCGCCGAGGCCCCACGAGGCCCACUCCUCCGGGUGCCCCACCCGAUGAGGUCUACCUGUCUGAUAGCCCUGCAGAGCCAGCACCUACCAUCCCAGGCCCUCCCAGUCAGGGUGACAGCCGUGUGAGCUCCCCAUCUUGGGAGAAUGGGGCAGCCCUUCAGCCACCCCCAGCCGAAGUCCUGCUGUUACCGCAUGGCCCCCUCCGACCUGGCCCUCAUCUCAUCCCCAUGGUGGGGCCUGUUCCCCAUCCCGUAGCAGAAGAUCUUACUACCACCUAUACCCAGAAGGCCAAGCAAGCCAAACUGCAACGUGCAGAGAGUCUCCAAGAGAAGAGUGUGAAGGAGGCCAAGACCAAAUGCCGGACAAUUGCAUCCCUGCUAACUGCAGCCCCCAACCCGCACUCCAAAGGGGUGCUUAUGUUUAAGAAACGGCGGCAGAGAGCCAAGAAGUACACCCUAGUGAGCUUUGGGGCUGCUGCUGGGACAGGCGCCGAGGAAGAGGACGGCGUUCCACCCACGAGUGAGUCUGAGCUGGACGAAGAAGCCUUCUCCGACGCCCGAAGCCUCACCAAUCAGUCCGACUGGGACAGCCCCUACUUGGACAUGGAGCUGGCCAGGGUGGGCACAGCAGAGGGCCAGGGGGCCGGGCUGGGAGGGCAGCUGAGUGAGGCCUCUGGGCGAGGGGUCCAGCUCUUUGAACAGCAGCGCCAGCGCACAGCUUCCAGCACCCAGGAGCAGGCUCCGGCUGGCGCAGCCGCCAUGCUCAACGGGCAGGGCCUGCAGUCACCACCUCGGGCCCAGAGUGCACCUCCCGAGGCGGCUGGACUCCCACCCAGCCCUUUGCCAGCCCCUGUAGCCAGCCCCAGACCCUUCCUCCCAGGUGGUGGAGCCCCCACCCCAGCUCCAAGUGUCUUUAACCGGUCAGCGAGGCCCUUUACCCCGGGCUUACAGGGACAGCGGCCAAGUACCACCUCGGUUAUUUUCCGGCCUGUAGCCCCCAAGAGGGCGAAUGAAAGCCUAGGAAGCCUCAGCCCUGCCCCACCUCCCUUCUCGCCCUCUCCGCAGGGGCCCACCCCUCUGCCUAGCUUCACCGCGGGGGUUCCCAGCCACGUGCCUGCCUCUGGUGCCCCCGGCACCCCACGCUCCUCGGGCCCUGUGACGGCCACCAGCUCCCUGUACAUCCCAGCCCCCAGUCGGCCUGUUACCCCAGGCGGAGCCCCAGAGCCCCCCGCUCCUCCUAGCGCAGCUGCCAUGACCUCCACAGCUUGCAUCUUCCUAUCUGCGCCUCUGCGACCCUCUGCGCGCCCAGAGGCGGCCGCCCCGGGCCCAGCGGCCCCUGAGCCCCCCAGCGCUAGGGAGCAGCGCAUCUCUGUGCCAGCCGCCCGCACGGGUAUUCUGCAGGAGGCGCGGCGCCGGGGGACGCGGAAGCAGAUGUUCCGGCCGGGAAAGGAGGAGACGAAGAACUCGCCCAACCCGGAGCUGCUGUCGCUGGUGCAGAACCUAGAUGAGAAACCCCGCGCCGGGGGUGCUGAAUCUGGUCCUGAGGAGGACGCUCUGAGCCUUGGGGCUGAAGCCUGCAACUUCAUGCAGCCACCAGGGGGCAGGAGUUACAAGACCCCGCCUCACGUGACGCCUAAAACCCCGCCUCCAAUGGCUCCCAAGACCCCGCCCCCUGUGACUCCUAAGACUCCACCCCCGGUGGCUCCUAAGCCCCCAUCUCGGGGGCUCCUUGAUGGGCUAGUGAAUGGGGCAGCCCCUUCGGCUGGAAUCGCUGAGCCACCAAGGCUGCAGGGCAGGGGUGGGGAGCUGUUUGCCAAGCGGCAGAGCCGUGCGGACAGGUAUGUGGUGGAUGCUACACCUGGUCCUGGCCUUGGCCCUCGGCCCAGAAGUCCUUCUCCUACCCCUUCACUGCCCUCUUCCUGGAAAUAUUCACCCAACAUCCGUGCCCCACCUCCUAUUGCUUACAACCCACUGCUCUCUCCUUUUUUCCCUCAGGCUGCCCGAACACUCCCUAAUAAGGCCCAAUCCCAGGGACCCCGGGCAACGCCCAAGCAGGGCAUCAAGGCUCUGGAUUUUAUGCGGCAUCAGCCCUACCAACUUAAAACUGCCAUGUUCUGUUUUGAUGAGGUUCCCCCAACUCCUGGUCCAACGUCCUCAGGCCCCCCCAAAACUGCCCGAGUCCAAGAGAUUCGCCGAUUUUCCACUCCGGCGCCGCAGCCUACUGCAGAGCCCCUGGCUCCCACUGUGCUUGCCCCCAGAGCAGCCACUACACUGGAUGAGCCCAUAUGGAGGGCAGAGCUGGCCUCAGCCUCUGUUCCUAGCCCAGCCCCUCUUCCUGAGUCUCCCAGGGGCCUUGGGGCCUCUUCCCCUAGUUCCUGUGCUUUCCAGGUAGCCAGACCUCGAUUCUCAGCCACCAGAACAGGAUUACAGGCUCAUGUGUGGAGGCCUGGGGCAGGGCACCAGUGAGCAGGACACAGGUCCCAGGACCAAGGAGAGAUGGGAUAUCCAGCUCCAAACGUUGCUUCUCCUCCCCUAUCCCAUCCCCCUCAGGCCUCUGGCGUCUCAAUUCCCUCCUGCCAGAGAGAGUUUUGAGUUUGAUGUCCCGUCCCCCAGUUUCCUCCCUGCCCUCCCUACUUUCCAACCUACUAUCUCUGCUCUGGGUAUCUUUGCUUCUAUUUGUGUAUUUCCUUGCCUGAACUCUUGUCUUUAUCUCCAGGCUUCUCCAUCCAUAUUUCUCUGUAGGUCUCUGUUUCUUUACAUUUGUGCUUUUCUCUGUGGGCCUCAUUUUGAUGUCCAGUGAGAAGCACACAGAGUUGAAGUUACCCCUGGGACCUCAGGCAAGAAGCUCACCAUCAGGCAGACAGC